Molecule: messenger RNA, 6029 nt
Organism: Puntigrus tetrazona (Sumatra barb)
Lineage: Eukaryota; Metazoa; Chordata; Actinopteri; Cypriniformes; Cyprinidae
Gene: slc6a8
Product: solute carrier family 6 member 8
Exons: 13
Coding region: 683-2647 (654 amino acids)
Biological process (GO): sodium ion transmembrane transport
Cellular component (GO): membrane
Source: RefSeq, a predicted model, not a curated record
GACGCAUCACACAGUCCGUCCGCGCGCGCAGAGCGACAGCAGCAGCAGCCGCAGCUCCCGUAGACAUCGACUCGCGUCUCAUUUAUGCGUUCUGUGCGUUAAAUACCGACGAGAACGAUGGUCUGAAGAGAUUUAGGCGAUCAAUUCGUGAAUGUAAUUCCAUUACAUUCAUCUGAUCAGCGCGCGUAAAGGGCCGCUUUGGUUUUGCCGUCUCCUCAGUCGCCUUCUCUCUGAGAGAUUCAAGUGCCCAUGCGAUUCUUCAGACUCACCUUUAAGUGUUUCGUGGAUUGUUUUUGAAGGUGCUGUUUCAAAUCGGUGUCUUUUUCUUUUAUGAUCUAUUAUUUCUUUUCCAAACGCGCUUUUUGAUAAAAAAAAAAACGAACCAAUAAUACCGUUGCCAAUUUCGCCGAGAGAAUCAAACUGCCAUCCCUUGUAACCGUUUGACAUUGAGGAGAAACGGGAAAAUACAUUCUUAAAAAUUAACACCGCUGGUUUUAUUAAGUAAAAGGAUAAAGGACCAGAUCCUGCGCGCCUGAAGAGGAACAAAAGGGACAUUUUGGUGUGAAUAAAAGAAACUGACUUCAUCCGAGAACAAUAAGAGAUCAAAUAUUUAUUUUUGACUGCUGAUUUAAGCCCUUCUCGAGUCUUUUGAGGAGGUUCGAUUGCUUUGUUUACACGAGAGAUGGAGAAAUCCUCUCUGGACGCAGACUGCUGCGCCCUGAACACGGUCCUGGUGGAGGAGAAGAAGGGCCAUCUCAUUCCCAAUGGAAACGCGCAUCAAGGCGUCAAUGGGACCCUGAACGGCGGGCCCAUAUCGGCCGCCACCGGAGCCAUGUCGGCGGCGGCGGCGGAGAAGAAGCAGCAGGGCUUCCCCGAGCGAGAGACGUGGACCAGACAGAUGGACUUCAUCAUGUCCUGCGUGGGCUUCGCCGUGGGGCUGGGGAACGUCUGGCGCUUCCCGUACCUGUGCUACAAAAAUGGUGGAGGAGUGUUCCUCAUUCCCUAUGUGUUGUUCAUAUUUCUGGGAGGCAUUCCGAUAUUCUUCCUGGAGAUUGCGCUGGGUCAGUUUAUGAAAGCUGGAAGCAUCAAUGUGUGGAACAUUGCACCUCUUUUUAAAGGACUUGGCUAUGCCUCCAUGGUUAUUGUGUUCUUCUGUAACACGUACUACAUCAUGGUACUUGCCUGGGGUUUCUACUACUUGAUAAAGUCCUUCAACUCCACGCUUCCCUGGUCCACCUGCGACAACCCGUGGAACACCGAAAACUGCAUCGAGAUCUUCCGCCACGACGACUGCCACAACGGCACCAUCGGAAACGCCACAUUCGGAAACCUGACAUGCGAAGAGCUUGCAGACAGGCGUUCCCCUAUCAUUGAAUUCUGGGAGAACAAGGUUCUGAGCAUCUCUAAUGGGCUGGAUCAGCCAGGCUCUAUAAACUGGGAGCUAAUGCUUUGUCUUAUGGCCGUGUGGGUGAUGGUUUACUUCUGCGUGUGGAAGGGGGUGAAGUCAACAGGAAAGAUUGUGUAUUUCACUGCCACGUUCCCGUAUGUGGUCCUGAUCAUCCUCCUGGUGAGGGGCGUCACUCUUCCUGGAGCUUACGACGGGAUCCUGUACUACGUCAAACCUGACUGGUCUAAGCUAGGAGAGGCACAGGUCUGGAUCGAUGCUGGUACUCAAAUCUUCUUCUCUUACGCUAUCGGCCUCGGAGCCCUCACGGCCCUCGGCAGCUAUAACCGAUUCAACAAUGACUGCUAUAAGGACGCUUUUGUUCUGGCUCUUAUUAAUAGCGGCACCAGUUUCUUUGCUGGUUUCGUGGUCUUCUCCAUCUUAGGUUUCAUGGCGUCCGAGCAAGGUGUGGACAUCUCAAAAGUGGCUGAAUCAGGCCCGGGUCUGGCGUUCAUAGCGUAUCCUAAAGCCGUUUCUCUGAUGCCCGUGGCUCCCGUGUGGGCUGCCCUAUUCUUCGUCAUGCUGCUACUGCUGGGACUGGACAGUCAGUUUGUUGGUGUGGAGGGUUUUGUAACUGGCAUUCUUGAUCUUUUCCCUGGAAAGUAUUACAUGCGCUAUCAGCGUGAAAUCGCUGUGGCGAUCUGCUGUUUAUUAUGCUUCAUUAUAGAUCUCUCCAUGGUUACACAGGGAGGGAUGUACGUCUUCCAGCUUUUUGACUACUACUCAGCCAGUGGAAUGACCCUACUGUGGCAAGCAUUCUGGGAAUGCGUGGUUGUCGCGUGGGUUUAUGGUGCUGACAGGUUCAUGGACGAUAUUGCCCGUAUGAUCGGUUACCGGCCAUUCCCGUGGAUGAAGUGGUGCUGGUCCAUUAUAACUCCAUGUGUUUGCAUGGGUAUCUUCCUGUUUCACCUGCUGAACUACAAGCCGCUGACCUACAACAAUGUGUAUGUGUACCCGUGGUGGGGAGAGGUGAUCGGAUGGUGUUUGGCUCUCUCCUCCAUGCUCUGUAUCCCCGUUAGCCUUGUGUACAAGCUCUCUGGAGCCAAGGGAACAUUCAGAGAGCGUUGGGAAAAUCUGACCAAACCAGUGUGGGGAGCCCACCACCUCGAAUACAUGGCCCCUGACACUGACAUUAAAAGCCUGGCCUCUCUGUCUCCUGGAACGGAGGAGAACAAGGUGAUCAUUUUUGAGAGUGUUAUGUAGAUCAAAGGGAAAUCCUGCGACAACCCUCCUAAGGCAAGCUGGUUGAAGAAAUCAUCAGUAUUUUUUUUUUAUGUCAUUUGAUGGAAUUCUGCAUCAUCUUACAGUCUUAAAACAGCUGAUAGAAACUGACGGUUACGUUUUGUUUCACACUACAGAUCCUCUAACAGACGCUCUUCCUCUUCCACCUGUUGAAACUGCAAACUAUAUACAUGAUUUUUUUUUUUUUUAAGAGGCAAAAAAAAAAAAAUCAGCAUGUCUUUGGAGGGGACGGUAUAGUGUAGCCUAACAUUAUUUCGGCAGAAUUCCCACAGGCCACUUUCCUGAACGUGAUAUGGGUCUCUUAGCACUGACACGAGAAUCAAUUGAGCAAGAAGCGCGUGGGUAAAAUAAAAGGGAAACUGAUUUACAAAUGCAUUUUUUUGACUAAAAUCGGCCCAGUGCACAAACACACACACGAUAUCUCAAGCAUAUUUCAAUGAUUUAAAAUAAAGUACGCUUCAAUAAAAAACCGUUGCAUUUAACCGAUCAGCAAAAAUAGAUGCAGAUUCAACAGUCGAGCUGAAUGUGUCUUUGCAGAUUUCACGUCAAUAAGGCCACAUGUAGUUGCCAAAUGAUGAAAACUCUUUUCUGUAGCCGUCGUCUGAUGAGUCUUCGUGAUAUCACAGCGUUUACUGUAAGUGCCAAACAGAGAGUGACUUCCCAUCUCUGCUCAGGUUUGUCGGGAGAUGGUUUCGGUUGCCAUACAUAAAAUCGGUAUCUUCCUAGUUCGUCUGAAAACCGUUUGGAAGCAUCUAGAGUUUUUAGCAGACGCGGGCACUUUUCUAAGGUGCUCGCCAACCAAAAGUUGCAUUUUGUUAAAAAGGUCAACGUUUUUAGCAAUGCAGUUAAUCGGUUGUCCGGUUUUACUUCGAACAGCAUCGCGUCACUGAAUUUAAAAAAAAAUGGCCCGCGAGCAACGUUUCAUGCCGACUUUAAUUAGUUUACGAUUUUAGUUUCCGUUCUACAUUUUGAGUGCCAGUAUUAAUACGAUUUUCAGUUCACGAUUUUAAAACAUAACGGCAACGUUGCUUUUUAUAAAAAAAAACGCAAAAAGCUAAUAAAAAUUGUUUCACAGAAAUGCGUAUUCUCACGAUAGCUUUACUUAACAAGCUACAGCCAGCAGUAGGAAUAUAAGAGAACAGACGAUUAUUGAAACUACAUUUCGAAAUGUUUCCACACGGUAGCAGCAACUUUUUUUUUUCUUCUAUUCAUUUUUGCCAAUGUCAGGCGCAGAACGCUAAAUAUCCGAAAGGAGAUCUUGAUCUCUGUUGUUCUGCGGUUCACACAGCGUAGUUUUUGACACAUAGUUGCCAAACUUUGCCUUCGUUUGUCUUAAGUUGAGAACCAAUAGACAAAUAGCCAAGAUUAAAAACCAAGACAAACCGGCCUCAUUCCGACCUGUGGGAAUUCUGCCCUGUAGAUAAUCAACUCAAACAAUAAAUCAUUGUGACAUCUUAGACGUAAUCAGAAUGUACAAAUUAGACUACAUAAUGUAAGGCUUCAGAAUACAUUUGCACAUUGUUGUAAAAUAAUCUGCUAGCACUUUUUAAUCGUGUUAAAACGUUUUUUUUUUUCCUUCUUCUUGUGAUUUACAUACUGUAAAAUAAAUCAGAGAUUUAUUUUGUGAAGGCUAUUAUUUUGCUUAUACGCAUAUAAAUAUAAAUACAUAUUGAUAUCCGUGUGUUAUAUUUUAACGUUUGAUGCUGUACGUACUUUUGAUAAAGACGAUAACAUGGAGUGGCGAUUCUUAGCGAAGCGCCGCGAAGCAGUUGCCGGGAGGCGUGCGAGACAGAUAGCACACAAACUUUUGUUUUAUUUGAAAUAUCAAGUGCUGCAGUUGUUAAAUGUUUUAGAUUUGUGUGUGUGUAAAACUUCAGUAUUUUCUGCUGACCGCCCAGAAUCCAGCUCCAUUUGGUUUUCACUGAACAUCUGAAUCGGAGAAGCCGUCUACCUAGCUGUUUUGGUUCGAAUUCAAUUCAAUAAAAAUACCGCCUAUGGUUUUAAGGAACAUUUCCCCAGUAAAUGGGUUUGUUUAUCCAUUUUAGAGGCACAUCCAUACAUUUCUGUAGAGUUGAACAUGCCUUUACGACUGUCUGUAAUGAGAAUGAAGUGAUCUAAGUGCCCCUCAGACAUCUGAGGACUAAGUUAACCACCUCGCCGCUUCAAAUUUAGAGAUACCGGUUUACCAAUGGCCUUAAUCUUUAACCAUUUAGUCCAAUUUCAGUCAAAGGAAUAGGUCAUGCAGAAAUUUAAAUUUGCUCCUUCCCUCAGGCCAUCCGAGAUGUAGAUGAGUUUCUUUCAGAUUUGAGAAAUGCAUUCUCACCAGUGGAUACUCUAGAGUGAAUGGGUGCCGUCAGAACGGGGGUCUGAUAAAAGCGCUACAAUAAUCACACCACAGCAGUUAACAUUUUAGCGAAGCCGAAAAAUGAGAUGUUGUUAAAUUUGGUUUUUGCGAUUAUGAGGCUUCGAUCGGCUCUUUGAACUCUUAUUCUGACGGCACCCAUUCGAAAGCAUCAGCAUGUUCCAGGGGCAAAAUUUUAGCUCAUUUUUAUUUUUGGGUGAACUAUUCCUUUAUAAACAAGUCAAACUGCAACGAAAAAAAGAUCGUCAACUCAAACACUAAUUUUCACCAUCCGGGGAAAAAAAAAACCCAUUUCUUUCCAUCCAAAUAAGAGCCUGGGUCGGUCAGCAGAUCAAUUAUUAAAUAGUGAUUACACGUAGAAAUGUUUAUCUAGGAAAAAAAAUACAUGUUAACAAAAUAAGAAAAAAAUGUUUUAUGUCAUUUCUUGUGCUCUGCCAAAUAUUCUCGACAGUAUCUUUGCACUAAAGGUUUGCUGAAUGUUUGUCGAGCUAUAGAGAGCGAAUAUUACACAACGUCCUUAAAGGGAACGGCGCACCGCACAGCCGAAUCAAUCUCAGAAUGCAGUGCGCUCAUUUAUCAACUCAAUCAGCCUGCGUUUAAUGAUUCCACAGACUUAGCGAUUCAGUAGAACCAAACGAUAAAGCAGACCUCGAGAGGAACAUCUAAUGAGAGAGAGUCCAAAGCUUUGGGUGACGAUACUGUCUUGAAACUCCACAGCCGAACUGGUUAUAAGCUCAUUGACGUCUUUCAUUCUUGUGGUUUGUAACACACUGUGAUGUAACCAUGGUUGUCCAUUUAUAACUCUAACAGUAGUAAAGCUAAGGUAACUGUACCGUGUGCGUUAGUGUCCCAUCUAACAGGAUCCCUCUCGUGUAAGAAGGGCUUCAUGCUCCACCACUGUGAUCUUGUGCUGAUCCACCUGCCCAAGUCAAAGCAACAAAUGGCAAUAAACUAACUCCAUGAAAAAAAAAAAAAAAAAAA